Tupaia belangeri chinensis (Chinese tree shrew) is the source of this 4274-nucleotide messenger RNA. RefSeq names its product RNA binding motif protein 47 (gene RBM47). The record is from RefSeq and is a predicted model, not a curated record. NCBI's taxonomy places the organism in Eukaryota, Metazoa, Chordata, Mammalia, Scandentia, Tupaiidae. Bases 340 to 2085 code for a protein of 581 amino acids. Gene Ontology annotation, molecular function: RNA binding. The transcript has 8 exons.
CAGGCUGUUUUAGUGUCUUGUAAAACAUUUACCAAAAGCACUGAGCCAUGAUGUUGAAGGGCAUUCCGUUGCCAGAGUGUGGGAGGAGAGAGAGCGAGCCGGCGAGGAGAGAGCCAGGUGUUUGCAGGUCUUGCCUCAGAGGGCACUGCAGAAAUUGAACACAGAAAUCCCGAGCACGCUGCCUGAACGGGCCUGGAUUCUCGUGCAAGGACAAGACAGAUCCAACUGGUGCUUUUGAACAAAACUUCGUGAAAUUGGAGGUGUUCUCAAACCAGCUUUCAGGCAAUUGAAGACCAAGACAACCAAAGGUCCCCUGCAGCCGUGGAUGCCCGUGACGUCAUGACCGCCGAGGACUCCGCCGCAGCCAUGAGCAGCGACCCGGCCUCUGCGGCCUCCGCCAAGGUGCCCGAGGGCGUGGCCGGCGCGCCCAACGAGGCGGCGCUGCUGGCGCUCAUGGAGCGCACGGGCUACAGCAUGGUGCAGGAGAACGGCCAGCGCAAGUACGGCGGCCCGCCGCCCGGCUGGGAGGGCCCGCACCCGCAGCGCGGCUGCGAGGUCUUCGUGGGCAAGAUCCCGCGCGACGUGUACGAGGACGAGCUGGUGCCCGUGUUCGAGACCAUGGGCCGCAUCUACGAGCUGCGCCUCAUGAUGGACUUCGACGGCAAGAACCGCGGCUACGCCUUCGUCAUGUACUGCCACAAGCACGAGGCCAAGCGCGCCGUCCGCGAGCUCAACAACUACGAGAUCCGCCCGGGCCGCCUGCUCGGCGUCUGCUGCAGCGUGGACAACUGCCGCCUGUUCAUCGGCGGCAUCCCCAAGAUGAAGAAGCGCGAGGAGAUCCUGGAGGAGGUGGCCAAGGUCACCGAGGGCGUGCUGGAUGUGAUCGUGUACGCCAGCGCGGCCGACAAGAUGAAGAACCGCGGCUUCGCCUUCGUGGAGUACGAGAGCCACCGCGCGGCCGCCAUGGCGCGCCGCAAGCUCAUGCCCGGCCGCAUCCAGCUCUGGGGCCACCAGAUCGCCGUGGACUGGGCCGAGCCCGAGAUCGACGUGGACGAGGACGUCAUGGAGACGGUGAAGAUCCUCUACGUGCGCAACCUCAUGAUCGAGACCACCGAGGACACCAUCAAGAAGAGCUUCGGCCAGUUCAACCCGGGCUGCGUGGAGCGCGUCAAGAAGAUCCGCGACUACGCCUUCGUGCACUUCGCCAGCCGCGAGGACGCCGUGCUCGCCAUGAACAACCUCAACGGCACCGAGCUGGAGGGCUCGUGCCUGGAGGUCACGCUGGCCAAGCCCGUGGACAAGGAGCAAUACUCCCGCUACCAGAAGGCAGCCAAGGGCGGCGGCGCCGAGGCGGCGGCACCCCAGCCCAGCUACGUGUACUCCUGCGACCCCUACACGCUGGCCUACUACGGCUACCCCUACAACGCUCUCAUCGGGCCCAACAGGGACUACUUUGUGAAAGCAGGCAGCAUACGAGGCCGAGGGCGAGGCUCCGCUGGCAACAGGGCCCCGGGGCCCCGGGGCUCCUACCUCGGGGGCUACUCCGCCGGCCGCGGCAUAUACAGCCGAUACCAUGAAGGGAAGGGAAAGCAGCAAGAGAAGGGUUACGAGCUGGUGCCGAACCUGGAAAUCUCCACCGUCAACCCGGUCGCCAUUAAACCGGGUACAGUGGCCAUCCCUGCCAUCGGAGCCCAGUACUCCGUGUUUCCGGCAGCACCGGCACCCAAAAUGAUCGAGGAUGGCAAAAUCCACACCAUGGAGCACAUGAUCAGCCCCAUCGCCGUGCCGCCAGACCGGGCCAGCGCUGCCGCGGCCGCCGCCGCCAUCAUCCCCGCCGUGUCCACGCCUCCGCCGUUCCAGGGCCGCCCAAUAACUCCAGUCUACACGGUGGCCCCCAACGUCCAGAGAAUCCCCACCGCCGGGAUCUACGGGGCCAGUUACGUCCCUUUUGCCACUCCGGCCACAGCCACGAUUGCCACACUACAGAAGAACGCGGCCGCCGUGUACGGAGGCUACGCCGGCUACAUACCUCAGGCCUUCCCCGCCAUCCAGGUCCCCAUUCACGACGUCUACCAGACGUACUGAGCCUGGGGACAGAGCGCAGGCAGGCCCGCCAAAGGAACGCGUGACUAUUUAUGAAGAAGGAGAAACCAUGUCGGAUCAGCACACAGAUGAACCAACCCCGAACGCGAAGAAUGUUAUCAAGUGUCACACGGAAAUAUUUUAUAUAAAUGAAGUUUUUCACUAGUUUUUUAAAGACUAUUUUCAACCUUGCAGGCCUGUGUUCAUACAUUUCUAAGAGACUCGCCAUGGCCCGUGCCUGGAUACCAUCUUUUAAACAUUUGUACACUCUACCACUUUGUAUAGAGGUUUAUGUGUUGUUGUGUUUGUUUUUUUAAGGAUAUAUUUUCAGUAUGAAGGUUAUUUUCUUAACGUCUGCACUCCAGAGAUUUCUAUUUUGUAGUACCUUCGAUAAUAUAUCGACUAUAUUAAAAAAUAAAAAAGCACAUUUGUGCAGCUAGGGAACUAUUUUGAAAUAUAUAUUCACUAUUUAAAGGUACAAACAGUAGUGCUUUAAAAUACUACAGAAAACAUUAUUUUAAAGGUAACACUGGAAAGUGCAAUUUUAAAAUGAGUCAAACCUCUGUAUUUUUGCUGGCUUUAAGGCUCGACGGGGUUGCUGUGUGUUAUCCACAAUGGUUCUAUUUUAUUAAAAAAAUUAAUAAAAAACCAAACACACAAUCUCUCCUUAAAAGCCAACAUUGAAAAGACUUGUCACACUUCUGAGUCCAAACACUGGAACAUUCUCACCUCCCUGGGGCUCAUUCUCCAUGUGCCUUUAUCCUUAAACACGGCCCCUCCCAUCACUCACCUUCUCGCUCCCAAUCCCAAAUCCAGCCUUAACUUUUGGCAAGUCUGGGGCAGGUGAAUACCUAAGAGCCCAAACAACCUAUGGCUUUUCUAUUUCUCCCUAGGUUUUGGUUGGGUUUUGGUGUGUGUGUGUGUGUUUCAGUUGGGGAGGAUUUUUUUCUUUCAUGCGUGCUCUUUUCCAUAACAGAGUAAGCACAAGGUUUUAACAGGUUUGUAGAAGACAUCUUUGUAAAACUAUUGAAUUGCCCGAUGCACAACUUUAAUUCCCUUUCUGAUGCCUUUAUUGUAUUCAUUUUUUGAGGCUGAGUCUGGCAGGGCAAAGAAUGUAUAUUGUGUAAACAAGCCCGCCAUAGACUCUUGGCCGCAGAAAGCGAUGCUUCUAGCUGCCUUAUCGUGUUUCAUGCAGAAAUGUCCGUGGUUCUAAAGGAUGAUGGUGGCCUUAUGCUUAUGGGAUGGAGCUUCCCUCUGUGGCCGUGCACCUGUAAACUAACUGGGGUGCACACGUUCAGGAGGAGGAGAGACCUGCAGGAGUUCCGAGAUAGCGUGUAAAUAUUUCUAAUGCUUGCUUUGAGAACUUUUGUGCUGCAGAAGCUCAUGGUAUAUAGGUUUUUCCAAAAUGGACCAUUUGAUUCCCAUGUUAUUGAAAGGGUGUGUUUUCAUAGGAAGUCAAUGUACAUUCAGUGUCUUGUGCCUGUUUAAAGGCUUUUAUUUAGGAGAGUGAAUGUAAAAUACAGUACACAUGGUAAGAUUGUCCUCUAUGAAAUACAUCAACUUGGAAAUUUUUUUUUGGUUUCAAGACGCCACCCAGGAAAUGAGGCGCGCGGUGAGGCGGCAGGCAUGCCGUCCCGUUCUUACGUCGCGUUCUAGACGAAACCUUUCCACUCCGUGGAUUUUUGUGGAGAGUUCUGAUUUGUGAAUUAAUGAUAGGAUCGUGCCCUAGACACCUACGUUUGUUUUACAUUAUGAUUUAAAUUAAGAAAUUCCCAAAUCCUUUUUUUUUUUUUUUUUUUGCUUGUUUUCUUUUUAACCUCUCCCCUUGGGAUGGGAUGGAUUUUUAUAUAUAAGCAAUAUUUAUUUAACUGUCUAUGAAAUGAUGGAAGGCCUGAUCAGGCCUUGAUGCAUUUCUGACAUUCCUUUCUGGCGUCCCUAAACGGCCUGAAGGAAUAGUGCAAUGUUUCUGGCGACCUUGCAGGCCAGACUCACACGUGUGGGAGUGAGUAAUCCGAACACGUGCGUUGUGCGUCCCACCCUCCUCUGUCAGCCGUGGGAAGAGGCCUCCUUCCGGUGAAGGAUCGUCCAGGGGUUCACUGGAUGCAACUCUGACCCAAUGCCCUUACUAUAUUUUACAUGUGCCUGUAAAUUAUAUGCAAAAGCAACAACAACCCCCCCCCCAAAAAAUAAAA